This is a messenger RNA of Aspergillus uvarum CBS 121591, 1108 nucleotides long. RefSeq lists its product as uncharacterized. The transcript has 2 exons. The record is from RefSeq and is a predicted model, not a curated record. NCBI's taxonomy places the organism in Eukaryota, Fungi, Ascomycota, Eurotiomycetes, Eurotiales, Aspergillaceae. Bases 226 to 1026 code for a protein of 266 amino acids.
UCCAUCAAUUCUUAUCAGCAGCAUCAUCAUCCCCAUCAUCAGUACCAUUAUUAUGAACACUCUAUGACAAGGACUCGCGCAGCCGCUCCUCCAGAUUCUGCCACCAUCCGGUACAGCGUAUACUUUCCAAUAAGCAUCCUGUAGAGUAAAGGGAGGAGGUAAGUAAGGGGUUAGGGAGGUACUAUACCAUCACCAAGCCGUCCUGACCUCCGUGCAGUCGAAGACAUGGAGCAUGAUCGGUCACGUACAGUACUUCACUUCAAUGCUGCCCCACGCUCCGGGCCGCUCAGUGAGCAAAAAGCAGCGCAAAUUCCGACCUUGGCUGUCAACUCAAGUGCGAAAUGGUUCGCGAGGCAGUCAGCCGAGGCUACGCCAGAAAGAGAAGCCCGCUUGACUUUCCCUUCUCCUCGUAACGAAACUUCACAAUUUUGUACAGUGUCUCAUCCGACUCUACCCACCGUCCAUCUCCCUCUGCUACCCCAAUCCACUCGCCGAUCGCGAUCGACACGUGCACGACUUGCGGAUAAUUCCCCGCAACUCCCCCAAAUUCCUGAUAUGCGGGGAGUGGAUAUGAAUCCCAUUCACCCGGGUCCGCACAUGGAAAAAUUGGAUUGGCAGAUCUUAUCUCAUACGACUCCAUCGUCUGUCCAUUCACCUGAUGCGGCAAACCAACACGGGGUUUUCCCGAUCCAUGGUCAACUUCAGCCGAUCCGCCACUCAGAGGGGGAAAAGCACCCUCCAAUAUGCCGGAUGACCGUUUUCCAUACUUCGAAUAACAUCUACAAAGGCGCAAACUGUUGGGGCGCUCAGGUGAUAGGCAUGGCGAUAAGGCAAGGGACACACAACCCAGAUCAAGGGUCUAUUCUACCGCCAGCAUCGCUGGAUCUGACGUCGACGAUGCAGAAAGUGAGUCAGCGGACUUGCGGUGUCCUUGAAGCUCUCUAUCUGGAAGGAUUUGGAUUGCGAUCGAUUGGUUGUUGUUUGCUGGCGACUGACUGCCCGAAAUCUUGGCCGAGGAAUGUUUGAAUGUUUGAGGGCGGAAAAGUUUGCCUCUUGACGAAGUCACCUUUUUGCGCUGCCAAGUCUUGGGAGACCAUUUAGAGUGGCU